UUCUGAUGUAGCUGCAAGUCUUGGUAUUCCUUCUGCAAUGCGUUGGAUUCAGUCAUGUGCUUGUUUCUCAGCUUAUUACCAUUACUUUCAUCGUCUUGUGCCUUUUCCUAGUGAGGAAAACGCAGAGAUCGAUGUUCAGUUGCCUUGUGUGCCUCUUCUGAGAUAUGAUGAAGUGCCUAGCUUCUUACAUCCUUCAACUCCUUAUCCUUUCUUAAGGAGCGUAGUUUUGGACCAGUUCAAGAAUCUUGAUAAGCCUUUCUGCAUUUUGAUGGAAACAUUUCAAGAACUAGAAAAUGAUCUUAUUGAGUAUAUGUCCAAGUAUUGUAGUAUCAUGCCUGUUGGUCCACUGUUUAAGGACCCUAAAGCUCCAACAACAACCGUCCUGGGAGAUUUCUUGAAGGCUGAUGAUUGCAUGGAAUGGCUCGAGUCCAAGCCACCCUCAUCUGUUGUUUAUGUUUCUCUUGGUAGUAUCGUGAGCUUGAAGCAGGUCCAGCUUAAUGAACUUGCUUAUGGGCUAUUGAAUUCUAGUGUUUUUUUCUUGUGGGUUUUUAGAUCGCCUCCUGAAAAUUCAGCCUUUAAACCUGUUGAUCUCCCAGAUGGAUUCUUGGAGAAAGUAGGAGACAAGGGAAAAAUUGUAAAGUGGAGUCCACAAGAAAGAGUUCUAGCUCACUCAUCAGUUGCAUGCUUUUUGACCCACUGUGGAUGGAACUCCUCAAUGGAAGCACUCGCCUCCGGCGUGCCGGUGGUGGCUUUCCCUCAGUGGGGUGAUCAAGUGACUGAUGCCAAGUACUUGGUGGACGUUUUUAAGGUUGGUGUUAGAAUGUCCCGUGGAGAGGCUGAAAACAAGUUGAUUACACGGGACAAGGUGCAGAAAUGCUUGCUUGAGGCAACUGUAGGGCCCAAGGCAGCAGAGCUGAAGCAGAAUGCAUUGAAAUGGAAGGCAGCGGCGGUGGCCGCAGUGGCCGAGGGUAGUUCCUCCAAUAGGAAUAUAGAAGCUUUUGUAGAAGAGGUGAGGAGGAGAAGCGUUAAAAUCACUGGCAAGUCAAGCAGCUAG
This is a messenger RNA of Manihot esculenta (cassava), 1054 nucleotides long. Its product is annotated as gallate 1-beta-glucosyltransferase 84A24-like. NCBI's taxonomy places the organism in Eukaryota, Viridiplantae, Streptophyta, Magnoliopsida, Malpighiales, Euphorbiaceae. The record is from RefSeq and is a predicted model, not a curated record. Gene Ontology annotation, molecular function: UDP-glycosyltransferase activity. Bases 38 to 1054 code for a protein of 338 amino acids. The transcript has a single exon.